GCCACCUCACAGUUUCCCCAAUCCCAAUUUCCACAUCUACAUGAGUUGCUGUAUCAAACUAAUUGGGGCUCCUAAGCUGUGUCAGAGUUGGGAGAGGAAACUUGAGGACAAUUCAGGUUGUCACCUUGGGAGCCCUAGGGUCUGACCCUGAGUCACCUGCAGCCCAUGAUCUGGAGAGUUGGGGGAUGGGGCCCUGUGGCCGCUCCACGGGGCAGGCCUCAAAAUAGGGAGAGAUGCUGAGAUUGGAGGCAGAGACUUCAGGAUAAGGGAACUGAAACACAGCUUGGGAGAAGAGAGACUCAGAAAUGAGGAGACAGAGAACCAGAGAAAUUUGGAAAGAUUUGUAGAAAUGAGGAAAGACGAGAAGAGAGAUCUGGAGGCAGAGAUGCAAGAUGGGGGUCAGAGACACUAGAAAAGAAGUGGGGAGAUGUUCCCCUGACAUUCAGGCUCCCUGACCAAGUGAUGGACACACACAGGCAAGAUGCUGAGUGCUGCUCUUAGGUCCAGGGACAAGGACAGCAAGCUAUCUGGGUGGUGCCAGGAGACCAAGGCUUAGAACCUGGUGUGUUGGACCAACAGGAGGGGGAGAAUUAGGAUCCCAGGCCAACAGGGUGAUCCACCUCAUCACCUCAUUCCCAUCCCUAGUGAGGUGACAACACUACCUUCUCUGUAGGUGACACCCCAAUUUUACGGCACCUCCUACAUUUUUUGGGGUGCCACCCGUGCUGGGAACCCCACCCGGCUCUAAUUCUGCUUCCCUCACUGAGUCACCUCCAACCCCGCCAGGCCUGUUGGGGGGAGACUUUGUUGACUCAAGCAUCCAGGCCCCCAGCUCUUUCGUCUCCCAGGAACCCAGCAGUCUGGGUAUCCCAACACCCCUAUGCCACUCAGGGAUGCAGCCUAGCCUAACCCUAGGAGUCUGGACCACCAGCCCUCUCCUUCCUCGUCCUAGGAAUCCCAGCCCCCAGUUCUCCCCUCUGCUAGGAUUCAGAUGUCUUAGACCACAUCCACCUCCUUCAGGAAGCACAAGUUUCUCAGUCCCCAGACUCCUUCCCAAUUUGGAGUUGGGUGCAAUGUGUUUAUGCACAUGUGUUCCAGCACGAGUCCCCAAAACACACUGCCCCCCAUGUGCCUGGUGGCCCUGAAUGGGAGGACAAGGCCCCCUCACUAAGGCCUCACAAAGGGUGAAGGGAGAGGGAGCCCUUUCUUGUCUCCCCCAUUUCCCUUCCCUCUAAGCCACUGCUUGACCAGUGGCCAGAGCCUCCACCCACCAGCCCCUCCACCUUUCCAUCUUCAGGUCUUUUCUCCGAAUCUCUGUCUCCGCCUUUCUUGUUAUUUCUCCCAGAUCUUUGUGCCUCUCUGUCUUGGCGUCUCUCUCUCCAUCUUCCCAUCUCUCUCCAUCUCUCUGAAUCUCUGUCUCUCUCUCUCCUCUGGCCCCUCCUGCCUCUGUCUCCCAUUCCUUCCCCAUCUCUCUCUCUCCCCCUUUUGGUCUCUGUACAGCUGUGCCCUUGAGCCUCCCCUCUGCCUUCUCUUUCCACCUCUCUGUCUCUCUGCCCACUUCCUUUUCUAUCUCUACUCCCAGCUCAUCAUCCCUGGACCUCCUGCCCCACAACUCCCGAGGUCCUCCGGGAGUAGGGGGAGUGGGGGAGUGGGGGGGUGGGGGAUGGGGAGAGAGGGAGGGAAAGUCCCGGUGAGGGGAAGAGUCAGCCAGACAGGCUUGGCUCCCUAGACACCUUUGUCAGAGCCCCGCCCAGGGCCACAUGGCCAGCCUGGAUAUAAGCAACUCCUGGCCCAAGACUGAGAACUCAGUGCCUGCUGUCACCUACACCUCUGUCUCCAUCAUCACCGUUGCAGUCCCGCAGGUAGGAGCAACCACCCGCAGCCCUCUGCUCAGAGUAUCCAGCAUCCCUUGGACAGACUCUGACGCUGUCAUCACCACCACCUCUGCGGUCCCCAACGCCAGCCACCUCCUCAGGGCCAGCAAGAUGCAGUUUGAGAUGCAUGACAACGUGAAAGGCAAAGCCAUGUCCUACCCAGUGACCAGUCAGCCCCAGUGUGCCAGCGGUUGCUACCAGACCCAGCUCAGUGACUGGCACACCGGUCUCACGGACUGCUGCAAUGACAUGCCCAUCUGUCUGUGCGGCACUUUCGCCCCUCUGUGCCUCGCCUGCCGCAUCUCCGACGACUUCGGCGAGUGCUGCUGCGCGCCCUACCUGCCCGGAGGCCUGCACUCCCUGCGCACCGGCAUGCGCGAGCGCUAUCACAUCCAGGGCUCUGUCGGGCACGACUGGGCGGCCCUCACCUUCUGCUUGCCCUGCGCCCUCUGUCAGAUGGCGCGGGAACUGAAGAUCCGAGAGUAAAGCUCCUCGAUCCCUCUCCUUCCCCAUCCGCCCUUCUCCGUCCUCUCUUGGGAGGUCCUGCCCCUCCGCCCUCUCCCGCCACCAGAAACGCACCCACAAUUAAAAAAAAAAAAAAAAAAAAACCGUAAAACCAACUCCGCCUACAUCCUUUUGUCCCAGGGAAGGAAUCUGGGUAGAGAAGGAGGUUUGGUGAGGGAGGCGGGGACCCAGGGAAGAUGCCUAGGUGUGGAAGGAGUUCCAGAGUCAGUUGGAUGUUUGAUCUGGGUCUGCUGUGUUCCCACACUGGAGUCUGUUCCCUCUCUUAAGCCAGGGAGUCCUCACUAAUAAAGUAAAAUCACUAACCCCUUAGCUGCCUACCUGGAGCUCUGCCCAAUUCCUGAAACUAAGCAAAAUCAGGCUCCUUGGGGAUAGUCCAUGCACAACCCCCACAUAAAGUUAGAAGAUUCCCCCUGCUCCUUCAACACCUGUGGACUCUUGGUCGACACACAAUUCUAACAGAUUAGGGGAGCUCUUUGUCUUCAGGUUUAAACUGCAGGUUUAAAACUCUCCAGAGCUGAAAGGAAUACUCAAGGAUCACUGGAUUCGGAGUUUCCACUGUGGCAAAAUGGGAUCAGCAGCCCAGGCCUGGCACAGUGGGUUAAAGAUCUGGCUUAGGUCAAGACUGCAGCUGGGAUCUGAUCCCUGGGGGAUGUGCUGUGGGGUGGCCAAAAAUGAAAAGAAAAAAAAAAAAAAAACCCACCUAAUUCAAUCCACCCUCUUUAUUGCAAAUGCAACUAGCCUAUUAGAAAUGUUAGGAUCUCAAAAUUGUACAGACUUGGGAUUCAGCCUUGACUCUUGCCACUUACUGUGUUGUCUUAGUAAAUUAAUACACUUUUCAGACCCAGUUUCCCCCUCUGGGGAUAAUCCCUAAUAUGUCACAUGGCUGCUGUGAGAACAAGAGAUGGGACAGAUGAAAAGGCUAGAGCGAACUUAACAGACUAUUGCUGUUAAUAUUAUAAUAUUAUGUGUAAUUUAUUUCUAUUAAUAUAUUUGUAUUAUUUGCUGUGCUCUGUGUGUAUUCAACCAUGGGGUGUCAUCACUUAGAACAUCUAAUAAGCAUCUUAAAUUUAACAUGUCUUAAACCUACCUCCUCACUCCCCCUCCAAACUUGCUCUACCAGUCUUCCGCAUCUCAAAUAGCAAACCCCUUCCUGUUGCCCGCUUCCUCUCUCACCCAGUGUGUGAACUGUCAACAAAUUCUGUUGGUUCUACUUUCAGAAUAUAUCCAGAAUACUCCUUUCCACUCUGCUGCCCCCGCCUGGUUCCGGCUACCCUCCUCUCAGCCUACAUGAAGGUCGAGGCUCCUGAUCGGGGUCCCUGCCCUACCCGCUCCCCUUUUUAGUCUCUUCCCCACAGAGAAGCCCUGUGGACACCUGAGGUGGAUCCCAUCCCUCCUGGCUCAGAAUCCUCUCCUGGCUCCUCCUGCACAGAGCAAAAGCCAGAGUCCUCACAGUGACUCAAGGGCCUGCUCAUUCCCUCUGUGCCCUUGUCUCUUUACUCUCUCUGAACCACAAGGAGGCUCUGCUGUUUCUCUGGAAUGCUAGGCACAUUUCCACCUCUGGAUCUUUGCCUUGGUUGCUCCCUCAACUUGGAAUUCUUUCCUCAGAUGCCCCUAUGGCUCACUGCCUCACAUCAGCUCGUUUGCCAUCUUCGGAGUGAGGCCCUCCCCUCUACCUGACAUUGUACAGCAAGUACCAACCCCCCACCAUGCCCCUCCUUUACUGCCUUAUUUUUCUGGUCACUUUUCAAUGUGCCAAAUCUCUACUUAUUACCUGGCUCCCCACUGACUUGUCUGCUCCACGAGAGCAGGGACCUUGCUCACAGCUAUGUUCCAGAACAGUGCGGGGCUCAGUGUGGGUGGAGACAAGCGUGGUCAGGGG
This is a messenger RNA of Sus scrofa (pig), 4278 nucleotides long. Lineage: Eukaryota; Metazoa; Chordata; Mammalia; Artiodactyla; Suidae. The record is from RefSeq and is a predicted model, not a curated record.